This is a messenger RNA of Amoebophrya sp. A120, 1070 nucleotides long. Lineage: Eukaryota; Dinophyceae; Syndiniales; Amoebophryaceae. The record is from the annotation of a GenBank genome assembly.
AAGACAACAGGUGGAAGGUCCUCAUCUUCCCGAAAAGCACAAGCGAGGUAUGGAUAGUUAAGUAUGUAGGGAAUAAAGAUAAACACGACCACCGGCAAAUUCACAACAAGUGUGACGUCGAUUGCAAAAUAAACAAGAUGUCGCCCCCCGCGGUGAUGAGCGCAUCUCAUCUUCCACAGCACAAAUCCUCUUCUUCCAGCGCCCCGCCGGUUUUCCAACCACCUUAUCCUGACUAAAAACGUCCUCGCCCCAGAGUCAAGAUGGCGACUGCGCUACACAAAUCGACAAGUGUUGGAAGUCACGCAUGACAAGUUCGUGGUCUCUGUACUAUGGUAGUGCACGUUAAUAGCUGCAAGGGCGACCGCAUUACAAACCAAACCCCUCAUCCUGUUUACAGCAUUACAAAUGCCAAACUUCUCUGGGGUCGUGGGGACGUUUUUGCUCAGGAUCCACCCCCGCAGCACAUCAACCGGAAUGAGCACGUCUACCUACGUAUGAAUUGCAAAAAUGUCUGGGUCUGGAAGAUUGCCAGGUUUGUCAUGCAUAUUCUGCAUGACCCAUGGAGUCUGUAAUGCAUGCACUAGCAUCACAGACUUUUGCUGGGCUUCCGAAUGCCUAUUCCGGAUAGGAAAUGCCCUCUCCGCGUAGCACAAACUGGAGUCCUGUUGCUGGUCACGCAAUACAGAUUUCUUUUGAAUCCAGAGACAGCAUCACAAGCUUAGAAUCUUCCAGACCCAGACAUAUUUGCAGUUCAUACUCCGGAAGCGCUUUUUGGAGUGCUGCUACGUUCUCCGAGAGUACAAGACGAGGGGAAAGGAAGCGUUCUUUCUCCAAUGUGCGGCGAACCUGGACGCGAAGGAGCUACAGCGGCUGGUGCGGAUCCAACUCGACCACUGUCCCACCGAGGGGAAGAAUUUGUUUUUCGAGUACUUUUAUCAAAAGCAAAUAUGUGUGGAAGGUUUGUCAUGCUUGUGCGAGGUUUGUCAUGCUUGUCUGGCAUGACUGAAGAACUUGUGAUGCGUGACAAACCAGUACACGGUGUUCGUGUGAAGGAGCAAUGUCGAUGUCGC